CUUGGCAAUUGUUGCUACUUAAAUUAUUGAUCACAGCUAGUAAAACAAUAGGAAGGAAGCCAUGGAAGAAGGUUCAGAGACCGGGAAGAAAACGAAGAUGACGCCAUUGAUGGAUGAGCUGAAGAAGGUUGGCAAAAUAGCGGCACCAAUGGUGGUGGUGACUGUGCUGCAAUAUCUUCUGCAAGUGGCGUCAGUGAUAAUGGUUGGACAUCUUAGCCAGCUCUCUCUUUCAAGUGUGGCUAUUGCAACCUCCCUCACCAAUGUUUCUGGCUUUAGCGUUUUGUCAGGGAUGGCUGGUGGAUUGGAAACUCUAUGUGGCCAAGCUUUUGGAGCACAACAAUAUGAAAAAUUUGGAACAUAUACCUACACUGCAGUAAUAUCCCUCACUAUGGCUUCUGCACCAAUCACUGUUCUAUGGAUUUUCUUGGACAAAAUACUAAUGUUCAUAGGUCAAGACCAUGAAAUUUCCCAUGAAGCUCAGAAAUAUGCCCUUUGGCUUAUACCUGCUCUGUUUGCCUCAGCUAUUCUGAAACCUCUAACGCGGUUUUUCCAGACUCAGAGUUUGAUUUCUCCAUUGAUUCUAAGCUCUUUUGUGGUUUUGUGCUUUCAUGUGGUGACUAGUUGGUGCCUGGUGUUUAAGUUGGGGUUCGGACAUAUUGGUACUGCAAUUGGCUUCAGCUUGAGCACUUGGUUGAAUGUGAUUCUGCUUUUGUUAUUUGUGAAGUGCUCCUCUGCUUGUGAGAAAACAAGGACUCCAUUUUCUAAGAGGGCUUUGUCUGGUUUAGGAGAGUUCUUUCGCCUCUCUGUCCCUUCAGCAGCUAUGGUUUGCGUCAAAUGGUGGGCAAGUGAGUUGCUUGUUUUGCUGGCUGGACUUUUUUCCAAUCCAGAGCUGGAGACAUCAAUUCUCUCUAUAUGCUUGACAAUCUCUACAUUGCACUUCACCAUACCCUACGGAUUUGGGGUUGCUGCUAGCACUAGAGUUGCAAAUGAAUUGGGAGCUGGGAAUCCAAAAGCAGCUAGAGUGGUUGUUUCUAUAGCCAUGUCCCUUGCAUUUAUAGAGGCUGUCAUUGUGAGCACAGCCCUGUUUGGCUUCAGACACAUCCUAGGUUAUGCCUAUAGCAGUGAUAGGGUGGUUGUUCAUUAUGUGGCUGUCAUGACCCCUCUGCUAUGUCUCUCUGUUUUUACGGACAGCUUGCAAGCAGUUAUUUCAGGGGUUGCUAGAGGAAGUGGAUGGCAACAUCUUGGAGCCUAUGUGAAUAUUGGAGCAUUUUAUCUGGUAGGAGUUCCUGUAGGUGUUCUACUUGGCUUUGUUGCACAUUUCAGAUCAAAGGGCCUUUGGAUUGGAAUAGUUUCAGGCUCCAUUGUCCAAAUAAUUUUCCUCUUCCUCAUCACUGCUCUUACAAACUGGAAAAAACAGGCAAUGAUGGCAAGGGUGAGAAUACUUGAUAUAUCUUCGGAAGUAAGUGAAGAAAAUCACACAACAAGGGCAGCAAAUCACACAACAAGUGCCUAAAGUUAAAGAGACAUGGUAGAUUAGAAAAUAAAAGAGUUUGGACUGGAAAUGUUGAUGAAUUGAUCAUAUGUCUAACCUCAUUAAUCAAUUUGAAUCCUCUAUGUUUAUUUCUCUCUCCAUCUUUCUCCAUCUGAGUUUUAGGCCUGAGAACAUGUCUAAGUUUCAUCUUGUUGUCUGAGUUUCGAGAUUUUUUAGACCAUUUGAUGCAAUCAACAAUUCAGAUGUCAGAUGGAGAUAAAUGAAGAGGAAAAUGAAUGGACAGGAUUCAAAUUCCUUGUAUUUGUUCCCUAAGAUUGAAGGAGUUAAAGCCAAAUGAAGCUUUAUAUGUAAGAAACUGACAUAUAAGCAAGGCAUGAGAUGAUUUGUCCCUUCUUAUAUUUUGUACAUGUAGAACCAUUGAAUUACUGUUAUUGUUAUAUAUACUCAUCAUAUGUGUGCAAG
This is a messenger RNA of Lotus japonicus, 1954 nucleotides long. Its product is annotated as protein DETOXIFICATION 14-like. Gene Ontology annotation, molecular function: xenobiotic transmembrane transporter activity; antiporter activity. Lineage: Eukaryota; Viridiplantae; Streptophyta; Magnoliopsida; Fabales; Fabaceae. The coding region runs from base 62 to 1513 and encodes 483 amino acids. Gene Ontology annotation, cellular component: membrane. Gene Ontology annotation, biological process: xenobiotic detoxification by transmembrane export across the plasma membrane. The transcript has 7 exons. The record is from RefSeq and is a predicted model, not a curated record.